AUGUUAUUACAAUUCAAGUGUCAAUUAACGAAGUUUUAAAAAAUGACGUUUAAAGAUGGCAAACAGACGAUUCCAGAAAUUAAUGCUUAAAAAAUGGAAUGUAAAUAUAAUUUUUAUUUACGUUUCACAUCGCGCGCUCGUGUGCCAAAUUCGCAAAAAGAAUCAUUGUCGUAAUUGCAACCGCUCAAAUCUUGGUGUUCCCCACCGCCCGAUUAAAACCCACUAUUUUACGGUGACCCCUUCCAGUCGGUAGUGACAGAUAACAGUCGAGCAAUGUUCAGGCCGUGAAUUCUAUCCAAGGCCGAUCGUAUACGUGUUUCAUAAUUUUUUAGACGACAUCAAAACCUUGACGGUAUGAGUAGUGGUUUGGACGUUAUCAGCGGCUCUCUGAGAGUCCGUAACAGCACGUUUACUGCGUCGGGAAAUUUAAAUAAUUACAAAAAUUGCAAAGUGAAUGAAGUGAAAGGAUGUCCAAGUAUUAUGUCCCCAGAGACCAAGAGAUUGUUGCCGCCAAAUACGGAGACUGUUCAGACGAAACCGUUUCCUAUCCGAGGAGAACGUGCAAAUUAUGUCAACAGUCCACAUGUCAUCGCCAUGGUCGGAUUACCCGCCCGAGGCAAAACUUAUAUUUCGAAGAAGCUCUCGCGUUACUUGAAUUGGAUCGGAAUCAACACCAGAGUUUUCAACUUGGGAGAAUACAGAAGGCACGCAACGACCGCCUAUCAGAAUCACGAUUUUUUUCGGGCGGACAAUGCUGAAGCUAUGGCCAUACGGGCGCAAUGCUGUACGGAAGCGCUUCAAGACGUUUGUCACUGGCUCGAGUGCGGCGGAGAAGUUGCCGUUUUCGAUGCCACGAAUUCGACGCAAGAGAGGCGAAAAGUUAUACAAGAAUAUGUAGUGGAGAAGAUGGGCUUCAAACUGUUUUACGUCGAAUCCAUAUGCGACGAUCCUCAGAUUAUUGAACAGAACAUAAUGGAGGUAAAGGUGAGUAGCCCUGACUACACCAACAUGGACAAAGAAACUGUUUUGGACGAUUUUUUAAAAAGAAUACAACACUAUCAGGAAAAGUACGCGCCGCUGGACGAAGAAAAGGAAAAAGAAGUUUCCUUUAUGAAAAUAUAUAAUACGGGAGAAAAGGUUGUUGUACACAAGCACGAAGGGCACGUACAAGCUAGGAUUGUUUAUUAUUUAAUGAAUAUUCACAUCACGCCGAGAACAAUUUAUUUAACCAGGCAUGGUGAAAGCGAGCACAACUUGGAAGGCCGCAUAGGUGGUGACUCAAACUUGAGCGCUAGAGGCAUUCAGUUCGCGAAUGCCAUCUCGGCAUAUAUUUCGGAACAAAAGAUUGAGGGUCUUAGAAUUUGGACGUCAUGGUUAAAACGUACUAUUCAGACUGUCUCUGGUUUAGAUGUACCUCAGGAAAGGUGGAAGGCUCUUAAUGAGAUUGAUGCUGGCGUCUGUGAAGAAAUGACUUACGAAGAAAUUAAAGAAAAAUAUCCUGAAGAGUUUGCAUCUAGAGACCAAAACAAGUUUGCAUACAGAUAUCCCAGAGGCGAGAGUUAUGAAGACUUGGUAGCUCGGUUAGAGCCCGUAAUAAUGGAGCUGGAAAGACAAGGGAAUGUUUUGGUGGUGUCUCAUCAGGCUGUUUUGAGGUGCUUGUUGGCAUACUUCUUGGAUAAAUCCGCAGAUGAACUACCGUAUCUCAAAGUACCUCUUCACACGAUAAUUAAACUAACCCCCGUCGCAUAUGGUUGCCGAGUUGAGCACAUAAAAUUGCCGAUUGAUGCAGUUGACACCCACCGCGCUAAACCAAAGGAACCGGGCCAAGUAGUAACCACUGUACUAACACAAGAUGUGUCCUAAAAAAAGAACUCGAGUGCUUCUCACUAGGACACUUCUAGAUAUAUUAACCUCUCCAAAUAGUUGUGUUCUUAUAGAUAUGUAGAUAUAUUUAAAGUUUUUUUCAAAAUUUGUCUCUCUUUCGCUUGAUCUGUUUUGUAUGUUUCAUUGUUUGGGCGUUCUCCUCAAUUAAUCAUUUCUAGUAAUACUUAAAAUUAUUUUGGUACCUAGAAAAUUGUUGACAUGAUUAUUAAUUUGCGUUUCCUGAGAUAUUUUUCGUAAUUUGCUAGUAGAACUCGCAUCUCGAAAUUUAAGCACGCAAACAAAUAAAGCAUAGAGAACUAACCCUUUUUUUAUUUCGUUCAUCUUGCUCUCUUCUUGUUUUCAAUCUAAUUUGAAAAUUUCUUCUUGCCAUUUUAAUUACUAUACUUUCAUGUGAAAAAUUCUGUCCAAUUCUUCUAUGCUUGUACCAAAAUUCAAAAUUAUUUAGAAUUGCAAUAAGUAACUCGCUUUUAGUAAAUGGUGUAAUAUUAAUGAUAUAUAUUUUUCAAGGUUCCUGGUGAGCUAGAAGAGAAAUUCAUUCGCAAAAAUACGGUAAAAAACCAAAGCAACUCGACAUAAAAAAAAUAAAUUAUUUUGAGAAAUGACUGAGUACAGGGUGCCUAAAAAACAACGGACGACCUGUGAGAUGUCGAUCUUCAUUCAUGUGAUUAUAUCCAUUUAAAAUUAAAUUUAACGUGUCCAAAGAUUGGUUUUUAGGAGAUAAAACAAUUGAAGUCAGCGUUGUGUUUGUAAAACAGAAUUUGAAAUGUGCAAUUUUUCUUGUAUUUUUUUGUCCUGUUUUAUUUAAAAUUAAAAUAUUGUGAAUGCUGCUAAGUGUUUCUAUUCUUAUGUCUAGUAGGUAGGAA
Molecule: messenger RNA, 2747 nt
Organism: Cylas formicarius (sweet potato weevil)
Lineage: Eukaryota; Metazoa; Arthropoda; Insecta; Coleoptera; Brentidae
Gene: Pfrx
Product: 6-phosphofructo-2-kinase/fructose-2,6-bisphosphatase
Exons: 8
Coding region: 355-1863 (502 amino acids)
Biological process (GO): fructose metabolic process; fructose 2,6-bisphosphate metabolic process
Cellular component (GO): cytosol
Molecular function (GO): 6-phosphofructo-2-kinase activity; ATP binding; fructose-2,6-bisphosphate 2-phosphatase activity
Source: RefSeq, a predicted model, not a curated record